CCUCAAGUUCAUCUUUUAUGAGGUUACAGUAUGCUUAUCCUGGGGUACUCCCCUCAUAGAAACUCAUAGAACAUCGGGAGUGUAAGGAAUUACUAGAACAGCGAAAACAACAUAUUAUACUAUAAACUUCCGGGUUGUGAAAAAACAUAGGUAUAGUUCAUAUUGAUAAAAUCACUCUCAUUUCGAAGUAAACGAGUAGCCUGUCACAGUCACCUAUUCCAGCGGAUCAUCCUGAUUUAGAAGUGCAACAGAACCCUUUGUCGGGAAUUGCUAACAUGCCCGAGGACGCGUCCAUUCCUUUUAAGACGAGGCGAUCUUUUGAAACCAGGCUUAAAGACGUAAAGAAUGUAAGACAAGCGAAUCCAGACAAAAUACCAGUGAUAAUAGAGAAGUAUGCCUCAGAAAAAAGUUUGCCACAGUUGGACAAGACGAAAUACCUGGUGCCAGAAAAUGUAAAUAUGUCUGAACUAGUCAAAAUAGUCAGGAGGCGAUUACAAUUGAACUCGAAUCAGUCCAUCUUCCUGCUUGUGAAUAACCGCUCCAUGGUGGCCAAUUCUACAUUGCUUUCUGAGGUGUACGAGAAGGAGAAAGAUGAAGAUGGAUUCCUGUACAUUGUGUAUGCAUCACAGGAAACAUUUGGUACAUGAGGCAAUGUAUAUUGCCAUACAACAAUUUGUAAAUAGCUGAAGAAUAGCCAGGGACGGUUAUCAUUGCUUGCCAUAUCGUACAUUCCUCAAACAACCUGUUUUUAUAAACAUUGUCUUUAGAAACUUUUAUUUUGUACGGCCAAGGAGUGUUUUGUCAAAAUUAUGUGUUCAAAAAACUUUCUUUUUUGUACUGCUGACUGAGACUUAUUUACUGUACGAUAUAUGUAAAACUAAUUGUACCUAAAUACACAAUUAGGCAGGUUAUGGGUCUCUACUUAAUGAAAUAAGUUUGAGGCAGAUUUAAAGAUUGAUGAAACCAUAUAUCCGUAUGCUUGCAAAUGCAUACUAUGUAAGAAGUGUACAAAUUAAUAUGUGUCUAGAAGUGUUAGUAGUAGAUAGCCAACAAGGACAUGCUCACAGUUUCAAG
Messenger RNA from Owenia fusiformis, 1074 nucleotides. Lineage: Eukaryota; Metazoa; Annelida; Polychaeta; Sabellida; Oweniidae. The record is from the annotation of a GenBank genome assembly.